GACUGAAAUGAACUACUUGCAAACGAGCUUACAUUAUAAGAUCGUCCGAAAUCUGUAUACUACUUAUGCACAAUUUCUAACGUUGAGUGUUUUGGAUGAGUGAACACUACCGUAUAAGCUCAUGCGCGAAAUUAUGUGUAUCGAUGACCAAUUUUAUCAUGGCGAGAUAAGUAGACAAGCAUCAUCGUUAUCAAUACAAUGUUUUAAGUGGCCAUUGUACGACACCAUCGAAGCUUAUCAUUUCUCUUCAACGAUUAGUUGUCAUUUUAGUCUACGGAAUUUAGGUGUUCAAACAGUAUCGUUUAGUACAAGAUUCCAUUUCUCAUUACAUUUAGUUUCAUAAAACAAAUUGAAUUGGAUUCUCCAUUAGAAUAAAAUAAAUACAAAGUGAUCAUGAUCAAUAACAAGGAUGCAGUUGAUCCGAAAAAUGAUAAAAACGAAAUAGAACAAAACCAAGAGGCAGAUGCGGAUUAUUAUGCUCUGAAGAAAUGGGAGCUAGGGUUUCUAAGACGAGAAUGCGUUAAUCUAGGGUUGGAGGUAUUCUAUAACAAGUAUAUGGCAAGAGUUCAACGGAGUUAUUUAUCCAUAUUUGUAGUUCUUCAAACUUUUAUUAGCAUAGCUCAUGUGGUAGUGAUAGUCACAGGAGAACAACAUCCAACCGCUGCUAUACACCCUGAUUUAAUUUGUUACACUUUUGGAAGUUUGAUAGUCUGGGUGUCAUUGUUUGCAGCUUUUAAAGAAAGACUGAUAAAAGCACACCCCUGGGUGCCAUACGUUACUUCUUGCGCAGCAAUUUUUACACUCAUAGUAGCCGAUAUUAUGAUACCACUUUAUCAUGCAGCUGUUACCUUCAUGAAUCCUCCAUUGCGACCAUCGUAUGCCAAUCAUAUAAUAUUCGCAAUUUACAUCUUCCUACCACUUAGUGAAAAUUAUCAUGUAAUCAUACUGGGCGGUGCUACUACCGUAUGCUAUUUGAUAAUAAUGGCACUAAUUUCUUAUCGUUUGGAAUCUGACAUGAUCAUUAAAGUGACAACUGAACUGAUUUAUUUUCUAUGCCUCAAUUUGUUUGGCUUAUAUUUUCGAUUGAUAAAUGAGAUAGCUAUCAGGCGAACAUUCUUGGAUAGAAGGGAAUUAGUUGAAGGGAACCUUCUUUUGAAAUUCGCAAGAAAUCAAGAGAAAGAAUUACUGUUAAGUAUAUUACCGGAACAUACCGCUGAGCUUAUGGAGAAAGACAUACGAGUGAUGAUUGAAAAAAUGCGCAACGGUCAUCAUAACAACAUCAACCCACAAAACUUCUUCAGAACCGGUACACAAUGGCGAUCUAUCAACAAGCUCUACGUACAAAAACACACAAAUGUUACAAUCCUCUACGCAGACGUGGUCAACUACACGUACAUUACCACACAGUUACCGGUCAAAUCUUUGGUGGACGUCCUCCAUGAGCUUUUUGUUAAAUUCGACGAGGCUGCAAAAGAGUUUAAUGUGUUGAGAAUCAAAUUUUUAGGUGACUGUUACUACUGUGUUUCCGGAGUUCCUAUUAAGAACAAAUAUCAUGCGAAAAGUUGUGUCGAUUUGGGAUUACGAAUGAUUAAAGAUAUCCGUGAUGUACGGAUGUCAAGAGAUCUCAAUAUAGACAUGCGGAUAGGUAUCCAUUCGGGAAGCAUAAUAUCAGGUGUAAUCGGAGCAUGUAAAUGGCAAUAUGAUAUCUGGUCCAAGGAUGUCAUAAUAGCAAAUAAGCUGGAAUCUACUGGAGAAGCUGGGAAAGUCCACGUUACAAUGCAAACACUUGAACUGUUGGAUGGGGAAUACAUUUAUGAAGACGGUACAGAAAAGGCUAAAGUAGAUCCAGUGUUGAUGAAACACAAUAUUCAGACCUUCCUCAUAGUUCCACAGUUUAGUGAUGAUAGUAAUUACUAUGGGCUAUCGGAAUCUGCUACGAGUAGUCGAUUGUCAGUUGGCGUCAAAAGGAAAACGAUUCAAAUCAAGAAAGAACGAAGUCAAGUAACACGGAACUUUAUGCAAAAUUCUAUGGAGCAAUUCCGCGAAAUUAUGAAGCAAACAAAUGUUGAAAUGGCAAAGGAGUUGGAUGGAAUGCCAAUAGGAAAAUUCCAAUUCAAUAAAAUCUUUUCUACGAGACGAGAUACACUUCAGCAGCAAACAUCAUCAACACCAUAUUACUCCAAUGGAAGCACUAAUAAUGAAAAUAUCAACGAUAGUCGUUUGGAUAAUUUAUCAACAUUUUUCAUGUGCUUUGAGAAUAAACGCUGGGAAUGGUUAUUUAUGAAAGAGCCAGAUUUGAUGCUCAAGUAUAGCGUACUCAUGAGCUUUAUAGUUUUUGUAUGCAUUUUUCUCAUACAAGUCCUCGACAAAGCAUCUGGAUUUUACUUUUGGAUGGUAAUGGUGGCCUCUGGAAUUAUACUAUUUUGUUUUAUACCAAUAACAUGGUUUCGAAAGAUAUGGGACAUAUAUACACCAUACUCAUCCGAGGAUUUAUUACGAAUUCGGAAACCAAGGAACAUUUUCUUACGCAAACUUUAUGAUUUUUCUAAUAGUGUCAUGAGCAGCUUCUCUUUCAGAACAAUUAUUUAUCUUGUAACAAUCGCAAUUUUGGUAACAUGCUCGUUAGCGUACUUGAUCGAGUGCAAUUAUGAAAUUAUGGACAUGCGUAAAGAAUUUUGUACCAAUUCAUGGUCUGUUAGUCAGUGUCUAACACUUGCAAUUGGAAUGGCAUUUAUGUUUUUAAGAAUUCAUUAUAUAUUGAAAGCAGUAUGUGGAUUAACCAUUCUACUUUUCUACUCGUGGGCAAUUUUCGAUGAGCUGCAUUAUAUUUAUGAAAAUAGCGCUAGCAUGAAUCCCGGAAUGAAUCCCAAAGUUGCGCAUUUGUUGCUAGUGGUAUUUACAGUGAUCGUAUUUCAAUGGAUUGAUCGCCAAUCAGAAUACAUCGCUAGGGUCGAUUAUAACUGGAAAAGGCAACUUCUCAAACAACAGGAAGAAGCGGAAGUCACGAAACAAACCAAUAAAAUCUUAGUGGAAAACAUUCUUCCUACACAUGUGGCUGAAAUUUACAUAAAUCGCCAAUUGAAAAAUGAAUUCUACAAUGAGGACUACAAAAAUGUAGCAGUAAUGUUUGCAACAAUCACAAAUAUGGAUAUAAAUACGGAUAUAUCGGUAGAAAACGAAAAAAGUGUGUUAAAAGUACUGAACGAGAUUAUAUGUGACUUCGAUGAAAAACUACAAUAUUUUGAUGGAUAUCUUAAAGUAGAAAAAAUUAAAGUUGCCGGAUGGACAUACAUGGCAGCAUGCGGGUUGGAUCCUGGUCGAUGUGAUUCGUCAUCUUCGCUUGGGCCUUAUCGUUCCGUGUCAGGAAUCACGAGAACUUCAUUGAUGACAAAUGGUCGAAGGAGCCUGAACCCCAGAACAUCAGAUAUAUCGCCACAACUGCCCAGUAGAAAUAAUUCUAGUACAAGACAUACUAACAAUGUGACUAUUGUGAUGACAGAAUUUGCUUUAGAAUUAAUGAAAGUUUUGCGCGAUUUCAGCAUAGAAAAUUUCAAACAGACAAAUCCUGGCUUACUAAGAAUAGGCAUCUCCAAUGGAAAAGUAAUGGCAGGAGUAGUAGGCUCUAGCAAACCUUUAUACGAUAUAUGGGGUAAUGCCGUAAACAUGGCAUCAAGAAUGGAUUCUACAGGCAUUCCGGGAAGAAUUCAAGUAACUAAGGAGAGUGCUGAAAUAUUACAAAGCUAUGGAUAUCUUUGUGAAUACCGAGGACAAAUAUUUGUGAAAGGAAGAGGAAAAAUUCCAACUUAUUUUGUAAAUAUAAACGACAACUUUGAACUUGUUAAAUCCGCGCCAACUGACGAUGCUUCAACGAAACUUUAAAUCUUGAAAAACAUUUAGUCAUCCCUAGAUACACAAACUUCCCUCUUCCUUUUGACAAGCGCUGUAUAAUCCACACGUCACAAGGACCGGCAAUCAAGCUACAUACAAUAAGUGAUAUUUUCGUUAAAGAACGCCAAAAAUGUCUAAGCGAAGUGUAGCAAAAAAAGAUGAUCGCGAG
Armigeres subalbatus is the source of this 4057-nucleotide messenger RNA. It is a transcript of the gene ACXD, whose product is annotated as adenylyl cyclase X E. The record is from RefSeq and is a predicted model, not a curated record. Gene Ontology annotation, molecular function: adenylate cyclase activity. NCBI's taxonomy places the organism in Eukaryota, Metazoa, Arthropoda, Insecta, Diptera, Culicidae. The transcript has 17 exons. Gene Ontology annotation, cellular component: plasma membrane. Bases 394 to 3879 code for a protein of 1161 amino acids. Gene Ontology annotation, biological process: adenylate cyclase-inhibiting G protein-coupled receptor signaling pathway; adenylate cyclase-activating G protein-coupled receptor signaling pathway; intracellular signal transduction.